This is a messenger RNA of Echinops telfairi (small Madagascar hedgehog), 339 nucleotides long. Its product is annotated as 60S ribosomal protein L29-like. Bases 1 to 339 code for a protein of 112 amino acids. The record is from RefSeq and is a predicted model, not a curated record. NCBI's taxonomy places the organism in Eukaryota, Metazoa, Chordata, Mammalia, Afrosoricida, Tenrecidae. The transcript has a single exon.
AUGAAGAAACCCCCAUCACGACCAUAUGAAUCUCUUAAGGGGAUGGACCCCAAGUCCCUGAGGAACAUGUGCUUCACCCAGAAGCACAAGAGGGGCCUGAGGAAAAUGCAGGCCAACAGCACCAAGGCUAUAGGUGCUCCUACUGAGGCCAUCAAGGAGCCCAAGGAUAUCAAGGCCAAGAUCCCGAUGGGCAUUAACCGCAAGGUCAGUCGACUGGCCUACAUGGUCUACUCCAAGCUUGGCAAGGGUCUGAGGCUCUGCCGGCCCAAGGCACAAAGCAAGGCUGACGCCUCCACUCCCACUCAAGCUCCCAGAGGCACCCAGGCUCCCACAAAGUAG